AUGCCUUGGGUAUCUCCCGCGGUCGACCACUUCCGGCCAGCUAGGGAGUAUCUGAAGGAUGUCCUAGGGGAGGAGGAUGCAAUUGGGGUUAAAUACAUCGUUGGAUGGCAAGCGAACGACGAUGUUCAGGGCUCCCGAGUACAUCAGACUGCAGCCGAUGAAUUCAGUCCAGUAGAAGCUUGGAAGACCGAUAUGAGCAUCUAUGAGUUAUUCAUGUGUAGUGGAUGUAAGCGUCUUGCUUCACCCUCGGAGAUAGAUGAGGAGGUCGUGAGCUACUACUGUACAAACUGUCUGGAGGUGCUGCCUCAGUCAGCGGUGACCGCACAUAAAGGAAGGUGGUUUGUCUCAGCGCGGAAGAUCGCAGGUGAGCAAAGGGUCGUCACGUCCGGUGAUCUUCCUGGAAUGGCUGAUAUUGAGUAG
Perkinsus marinus ATCC 50983 is the source of this 420-nucleotide messenger RNA. RefSeq lists its product as hypothetical. The transcript has 4 exons. Lineage: Eukaryota; Perkinsozoa; Perkinsida; Perkinsidae. The record is from RefSeq and is a predicted model, not a curated record. The coding region runs from base 1 to 420 and encodes 139 amino acids.